AUGGUGAAAAGCUGUCAUUUCCAUUUUGCACAAAACAUAUGGAAAAAGAUCAAGAAGUACGGUUUAACAAAAUUAAUCCUAAAUAAUGACAACGCACGUCGGCAGGUGGUUAAUAUGAUGGCAUUGCCUUUAUUACCUCCAAAUGAGGUAAAUGAAGCAUUUUCAAAUAUAAUAGAAUCAUUUUCUGAACUUCGUGAUAAAUGCAUCAAACUGACUGAUUAUGUGUUGAAAACGUAUAUUGAAGAACCAAGAUAUCCGAUAGACUUCUGGAGUCAUUUUGAUCUCAUUAGAAUAAGACCACGUACCAAUAAUCAUGUCGAAGGUUAUCAUGGGCAAUUGAAUUCUAUAAACGAUUCAUUUACAUUUAUUUUCCAAAGUAACACUAAAUUAACACCCGUAGCGUGGAUCCGUUACAUACAGGAAAGUGAAGAGUCGACAAUGUCACGAUACGAGCAAGAACAAGCACAACAACGUACCACACGUCCAAGAAAGAGAAGAACUGUGAAUAAUGAUCUCCGAUUAACCGAAGCAAAGAAGAAUGAUUUCAAUGGGCGCUUGGAUUUAGAAGAUUAUCAAGCAACAUUACGAUCAUUAAGCUACCGUUAUAUGGUUGUGUUAGAUAAUGAUUCUAAUUCUAAAGAUGAUGAUGAGUAUGAACCUAAAAUAUCAUAG
Molecule: messenger RNA, 672 nt
Organism: Didymodactylos carnosus
Lineage: Eukaryota; Metazoa; Rotifera; Eurotatoria; Philodinida; Philodinidae
Source: the annotation of a GenBank genome assembly